UCUUCUUAACAACAACACUUAACCUCACACGAAUAUUCGUGCUUUGCUGUCUUCAUGUCUCUUAAACCAAUAUAACAAACAAUUAUUCCUAAUUUUCUUAAUAACAACAAUUAAUUAUUAUUUAACCUUGUUUUUGUCUCCUAAUUUUCUCACCACACUUUGAUUGAUUUCAAGCUCCCUUAAAUUCUCGCCCUGCUUUUUGCAGGAAAACGCAGGGUGAGGUGAUAUUAAUGUCACAUUAAUUUUAAUUAAUAUCACAUUAGUUUUAAUACAACCUUCCUCUUUCUUCAACCUUUAACACUCAUUUCAAUGGAGACAAAGGUUGAAAACGCAAUCAUUAACUUUAAUCCAAACACAACCGUUGAUGAAAAUCCUCAACCAAAAGCCAUCAUCAAGAACAAACGAUCAAAGAAUUUCUUUAAGGUUGCACUCUUCAUGAUGCGAGGGCAUUCUCGUAAAUCAUCGAAAGCGAUUCUCCCGGUUGAUGACGAGUCGAAAAGCAUGUGGAGGAAGCUUGUUGGGUCCAUGAGACCUAUGCAUCUUCAAAGCAAUAAAUCUCCACCGCAAAUUCUCAACGGUCAGAAUAAUCUUAAACAUGUGAAAGUGGUCGUUGAAACUGCUAAUGAUCAUGAAGGUGAGGAGGAUGGGUUUCAUCUUGCGUAUACGCCGUCUCCAGCGAGUAGCCGACACGCAUCGGCGGCUAGUAGCCGAUACGCUUCGGCGGUGGGACUUAAUGAAAUGGUUGAGGAGGAGAAAGAGGAAGAGAUUGUGAAUAAGGGUAGUGAUGAGAAUUAUGGGGAUGAUGGUGAUGACAUGAUUGAUGCAAAAGCUGAUGAGUUUAUCGCUCAUUUUUAUCAAGAAAUGAGGUUGCAGCGUAUGGAUGUUGUGGACCAUCGUUACAAUGAGUUAAGUAUGAGGUCAUUAGGCUUAUGAUCUGCAUGUUAAUAGCAAUGAUCAUGAGUGUUAUGGUUUCAUUCUUUGUUUAAUUGCACGUGCAUGCAUGCAUGCACGAGAUAUCUGUCGGUUCAUCUCCCCUUAAUUCUUUUUGUUUGGUUUUUGUUUUUUGUUUUUGCGUAGAAAGAUGUGCUUGUAAAGCUCUCUCAAAAACAUUAAAAAAAUAUGUAUACGUCCUGAAAAAAUGUAAAGUGUAUAGAGCUUGUAACUUUUUUUUGAUAAAAUGAUUAUAUUAUUGAGGAAAAAAAUUCAA
Molecule: messenger RNA, 1207 nt
Organism: Vicia villosa (hairy vetch)
Lineage: Eukaryota; Viridiplantae; Streptophyta; Magnoliopsida; Fabales; Fabaceae
Exons: 1
Coding region: 310-933 (207 amino acids)
Source: RefSeq, a predicted model, not a curated record